AUGAAAUUCCUCAUCGUUUUCGUUGCCCUUUUCGCCAUUGCCUUGGCCGCACCACGUCCUGAAACCGAAGUUGUCCGUCAAGACAGCGAGGUUGGCCCUGAAAGCUUCCAAUUCGCUUCCGAGACAUCUGAUGGCAGCAAACACGAGGCCCAAGGUCAACUUAAGAACAAGGGUUCUGAUGAUGAAGCCAUCGUUGUCCGCGGCUCAUACUCCUGGACUGAUGAAAAGACUGGCGAAACUUUCACCGUCAACUAUGUUGCUGAUGAAAAUGGUUACCAACCACAAGGUGCCCAUUUGCCAGUUGCCUAA
Molecule: messenger RNA, 309 nt
Organism: Stomoxys calcitrans (stable fly)
Lineage: Eukaryota; Metazoa; Arthropoda; Insecta; Diptera; Muscidae
Product: larval cuticle protein 65Ab1-like
Exons: 1
Coding region: 1-309 (102 amino acids)
Cellular component (GO): chitin-based extracellular matrix
Molecular function (GO): structural constituent of chitin-based larval cuticle
Source: RefSeq, a predicted model, not a curated record